GGCUCGCUACCAUAUCGAUAACGCGAAGCCUCGGCUCUCGCUAGUGUGGGGAAGGACCUCGGAGUACUUUUCGAGGAGUAAUCGCUCUUCAGCAAUGCUGGAGGUCACUAUGUGAUGUUGCACUCUCGUUGAAUUGUAGUAAAACCAAGCCUGCAAGACCGCGAAGAUGCCAUCGUGGAAAGAAGCCACAGCCGUGCGCAAGCUUAGCUCGAACACCUAUGAGUGUACGCUGCAGGGCGACUGGUGCAUUGGAACUGUUCCCAAUGGUGGCUACGUAACCGGCUGCGUCCUCGAGGUUGUGUCUGCCCACUUCGCAACCACCCUCGCGAAGCAGAACCAGCCGCACACCAUCGCCCUUCACAUCGAGUUCCUCCGCCGCACCGAGGUCGGGCCCGCAACCUUCCAUGUCGAAGAUGUCAAGCUCGGCAGACAAGCUUCGGUCGUACACGUCCGCAUGUCCCAAGAGGGCCGCGAGGAGGUCAUCGCCUACGCGACGAAUUCCAACAUCGAUACCGAGCAGGGUGUAAGCUUCGACACAGAGUACAAGCUGCAGCCACCGGCAGCGUCAGUGGUUUUGAGCGACUUAGCAAAGGACGGAGAUAAGAACUGGUAUCUGGAGGAGAAUAUGCCCUUCCCGAAGUUCAGGAAAGCGUCGCGGCAGGUCAAGUUCCACUUUCCGCGCAACGGGCAGGUCAAGCCCAACAUAGCAGACGAGUGGCUUUGCUUUCGCGAUGGCUCCAACUUCACAAACUCGUCAAUUGGCUUCGUCGCCGACAUGUUUCCCCAGAUCGUGGAGGCCUACCGGGAUCAGAGCCAGGGCCCGUUCUGGUACCCGACGCUGCUUUUAAACCUGGACGUCAAGAAGAGCCUGCCGACAGAGGGGGUAAAGUGGUUGGCCAUACGGGUGCAGACGAAGAAGGUGAAGAAUGGGCGGAUGGAUCUGGAGGUGCAUGUACAUGAUGAGCAGGGUGACUUGAUUGCAUUGAGCCACCACGUUACGUUUGUUCUUGAUGCAGCGAGGAAUACGGCAGCAAGAAGGAAGCCCGACGCUAAAAUAUAGGAUUGUACCACUUUGAAGAGAGGAACGAUACCCUUUGAAUGGAUUGGGUGAACUAUCCAACCUAUCUUUGGGCCUGUUGCUCGUGCAACUAUGGGUGCUUUCGAACCCUUCGACAUGAGUGAACAGCUCGGGCGCUUGUGAAAACAUCUGACUAUCAAAGUAAACGGAAUUUGGUGAAAGAAAUUUGUGUGUGUAGCUCAGCUUGAGAGACACAGACUGUAGUCCUGACCUUCAGAACUUUGACCACUUUAUUGCUCCUACUAAAGUAAGACAGUGUACCCAAAC
Messenger RNA from Paraphaeosphaeria sporulosa, 1345 nucleotides. RefSeq lists its product as uncharacterized. The coding region runs from base 167 to 1060 and encodes 297 amino acids. Lineage: Eukaryota; Fungi; Ascomycota; Dothideomycetes; Pleosporales; Didymosphaeriaceae. The record is from RefSeq and is a predicted model, not a curated record. The transcript has 2 exons.